AUGGACAAUAGUGGCCACCACACGGCGACCAAAAUCCUAGCGACUCCUCCGGCCAGAGAAAGCCUGUCUGCGAGGAGCAACAUGAUCAGCACUCCCAAACCCCUCGCCUUCUCCAUUGAGCGAAUCAUGGCGAGGACGCCAGAGCCUCGCUCCAUCCCCGUCCCGCAGUUCCUGCAGGGCUCCGUGGCCAAAGGCGACCCCAAGCACCCGCUGCACCUCAACUCCUCCAUUCCCUGCAUGAUCCCUUUUGUCCCGGUGGCGUACGACCCCCUGCCCAAAGCUGCCGUGGCCGGAGCGGAACCCAGGAAGGCUCACGUAGACUCCUCUUCCUCGCCCUCCUUUAGCUGCGGCGAUCUCUUGAACUGUGCCCUGAGCUUGAAAGGAGAUUUCCCCCGCGACGCCCUGCCCUUGCAGCAGUACAAACUGCCCAAGGCUUACCUGGCGGAGCGGAACAAGCUCGUGCUGCCCGCCGUGGACAAGUAUUCCGCGGGGGUCGCCUUCAAGGACUUGUCGCAGGCUCAGCUGCAGCAUUACAUGAAGGAGAGCGCUCACAUUCUCUCCGAGAAAAUCGCCUACAAGACCUCGGAGUUCAGUCGCGGCUCUCCGAGCAGCAAGCCCAAAGUUUUCACGUGCGAAGUUUGCGGAAAGGUGUUUAACGCGCACUACAACCUGACUCGCCACAUGCCGGUGCACACGGGAGCGCGGCCCUUCGUGUGCAAAGUUUGCGGCAAGGGCUUCAGACAAGCGAGCACCCUCUGCCGCCACAAGAUCAUCCACACGCAGGAAAAGCCGCACAAGUGCAACCAGUGCGGCAAGGCCUUUAACCGGAGCUCCACGCUGAACACGCACACGCGGAUACACGCCGGCUACAAACCUUUCGUCUGCGAGUUUUGCGGCAAAGGGUUUCACCAGAAAGGCAACUACAAAAACCACAAGCUGACGCACAGCGGGGAGAAGCAGUUCAAGUGCAAUAUCUGCAACAAGGCUUUCCACCAGGUCUACAACCUCACCUUCCACAUGCACACCCACAACGACAAGAAGCCCUUCACGUGCCCCACGUGCGGCAAGGGCUUCUGCCGGAACUUUGACCUCAAGAAGCACGUCCGCAAGCUGCACGACAGCGCCCUGGGGCUGCCGCGGCCGCCCGCCCCGCUGGGCCCCGAGCAGCCGCCCGGCACCGGCCCCGGCACCGGCCCCGGCCCGGCGGCCGCGCCGCUGCUCGCGGGCCCGCAGCCGCAGUGA
Molecule: messenger RNA, 1242 nt
Organism: Nothoprocta perdicaria
Lineage: Eukaryota; Metazoa; Chordata; Aves; Tinamiformes; Tinamidae
Gene: FEZF1
Product: FEZ family zinc finger 1
Exons: 5
Coding region: 1-1242 (413 amino acids)
Cellular component (GO): nucleus
Source: RefSeq, a predicted model, not a curated record